Coccinella septempunctata (seven-spotted ladybird) is the source of this 3774-nucleotide messenger RNA. RefSeq lists its product as uncharacterized. The transcript has 7 exons. NCBI's taxonomy places the organism in Eukaryota, Metazoa, Arthropoda, Insecta, Coleoptera, Coccinellidae. The record is from RefSeq and is a predicted model, not a curated record. The coding region runs from base 116 to 3676 and encodes 1186 amino acids.
CAGAAUUAUACGACUUCAUAAUUAUACAAAUUUUUACACUUCCCAAUCAGCAUUCAUUGUAGUUCUCUAUUAUGCGGAACUCAGUUAUACGCUUAGGUGUUUUUUUAGAAACCCGAUGUUUAUAAAUUGCUUCCUAGUCCUCAUGAUUCUCAGUCAGAACAUUCCUUCACCUACGGAAGCGAAGCCUUACUUCACUAAGAUACAUCGAUUGAACUCAGUGAGGGACUUCGACGAUAUAGUGGACUGGACUUGCAACCAAAACGUCAAAAAUCAGAAGCAAGAACCGAAAGGUUCCAAGCAGAUAACAGACAAUCCUUCUAUACAGGAACGAAGUAUUUCUUCAGAAGCUCCAGAUGCAACCUCGAAAAGCGGCGAAUUGAUAGAGAAGAGGUCAGAUGUUUCCGUCCAUUUCGAAACAGGCGAAACGGCAAGAGCCACAGAAAGGAUGCAGGUAUCCAUUAUGCCAUCACCUCCAUCGAGAAAAUACGCCUCAAGUGACACGGCAAGAGGCACAGAAAGAAUGGAAGUAUCGGAAAUGCCAUCACCGCCAUCGAGGGAAGAUCAAAAAGAUGACAAGAAGAGAUCUGAGAUGGAAGAAAUCAAAGAUGUGGUAGACGAAAAUGAAGAUAACAAAGAAGAAUUCGGUGAGGGGUUUUCCAACCUGUACAAGAAGAUGAGAAACAAAAUGAAGAAGAAGAAGUGUAAGACGUGCCUCACUAACAUAGAGGAGGAGUUUCCGAUGAAAUUUGAAGACAUAGAAGAUGACAAGAGUAAAGUGAAAUAUAUUCUACCUUACAGAAGAAGCGCUCCUUUGUGUCUUCUAAACGAUCGAAGGGCUGCUGGAUAUUACCAAACCGCAGCUGUUCCUGUAAUUCGACCAGUUUUAAUGAGCGCACCCCAACCAAUAUAUAUCCAGGGAUCACCCAACGAUGAUAGGUCACCCCUUUACGAAGUUGAAUGGCUUCAACACCCCUCAGUAGCAACGAGUGUGUUUCGAAAACGGCGCGAAAUCGAUAACUGGUACCCGAAACGGGCGUACCCUUUCAUGGUCGACAGAGAAUGUGACCACAACGACAAGGUGUCCCAAGCUCAUAAGGAGCUCGUUUGCAUGAUACGAGCGGUGAAAAGCGAAUUCCUGAACAAGAACAACCUCACCUUUCUUCCCAUUCUGUUCGUACCGCAUUGCGAUAGUGCUAAACCAUGUCCGGAUAUUCCGGGUUCUCCGGAAUUAGGCCAACUGAGCUUUCAAAACGUGGAUCCUUCUAAUAUGAAAGAAAAAGAAGAAGAACCGCACCAGUGUCACUGUGCUCAUCCUAAGGAUCCUGCGCCUAAAAAGGAGAAAAACAACGAAACAAUAUGUAUCAACAUAGGGCACAUGACAAUCAUCCUUUUGGCGAACAACACUUUGAGCGUUGUUUUUCCUGCACCGAGCCAGGAACCUGAGAUGCCUGAAUGCCCUGAACCUCCCGAUACGCCUGACAAACCUCAACAAGAAGCGCAUUCACAUCGUCCUCAACCUUCACAGUCUUGUUGUCCCCCUUUGCCACCACCAUGUUGUCCCCCACCUCCACCGCCUCCGCAACCUGAACCUGUUUGUUUUCCUCCCUGUCCUAGCCCUUGCCCCUGCCCCUGCCCUUAUCCAUGUCGUGCUUCUGAAAAAAACACCCAAUUCAAAAGAAAUGUGAUCGAUAACUUGAAGCAGUACCUGGAGAACGCAUUCAAUUUCAUCGACAUCAGAAGAGUGCUUACCGAAGACGAACUCCACGACAGAACCUCAAGGGACACCUUCAAACGCUUUGGUAGUGAUAUCAUACCAGGAAUAUUGCUUUACCCGAAGAGAUACGGGCCGACCCUAGCCAAGAAUAGCAGGGAAGCGACCAAUUUCGAUUUCGAAGAAACUGGUGCUCCGAUUUCGGACUUUUACUGUUUCACAACGAAUGGCAACUGUGGAGGAAAGUUCAAGAGGAGUCUCAAUUCCAAGAAAAUCGGAAUCACAGAAGGUGACAUCGCAGCCGAAGAGGCUCAGCUAGAAAUCGAGAAAAAACAGGCUCAGCUAGAGAAGGAGAUGCAGAUAGAUUUAAAUUUGGAUAAAGAAGUGGUGGAAGCUCUAAAUGUUGCAUCGACAACCACCUCAUUGGCUGCCUCAGAACAAAUGAAAAAAGACGAAGAAUAUUUGGAGAAAGAAAACCAGGAAAUGGUUCGUAACGAGCAACUCCUGGAAGCUCCCGAUACAGGUGAAGAACCUACAGAACAAACUUGUCUUUUUACGGAACCCCUCAUUACCGAGGAAAUAGAACCGAUAUCAUCAGCAACCGAUUCUAUAAUCGAGAACAUGAGUGCUGAAGCUUUGGCUAUGGCUGAAGCUGGAAAGCAUCUCGACGACGCAAAGGGACCCGAAGCUGAAGAGCUAGAAGCUACUGAAGAAGCCUUAACAGAAACACCUGUAGAAUGCCCCGAUCCAUGUCCGCCAGAGGAAUGUGGAGAACAAGAACCAUGUCAACCAGAUGACGAACCUUGCCCACCUCCUUGUAAUGAACCCACUCCACCAUGUCACUUACCUACAAGUGAUGAAAUUGGAGUCAACCAAACGGAUCUCGCUAAUGGAUCCAAGGGUAAAGCAACCAAGAGCGUGGCCGAAUUCGAAAACGAGAUGCUUGGCAUAAUAGAUAAUUCGAAAAAGGAAAGUCUGGCGAACGAGGAAAAACGUAAAGGCGUCUUUGACAUAACGACGAAACAUUCUUGGAAAGUGAAGAAAAAACGCAAGUCCAAAAGGGUCAGAGGUCUAAGGGCUGGUCAGAGAAAUCGCAGGGAUUUGAAAGCUACCAUUCCAUCGACGCCUGAAUGGAAAGAUCCGACGACGACAUCAAAAAUGGCCGUGAGGGAUGUUGAAACGGAAACAACGGAACUCGUGAAGGUUACUUUCAAAGAGACCACAACUCCUGUAGCCAUUUGCGAAGAGGUUGAGGACGUUACUGAGGUUUUGUUCACUACGAAACCUAGUCAGGAACAAAUGGAACUGGAAUGUAAUGAGGUAAAAGAAGCCGCAGUGACUUCGAGGUCCACCACUCAGAAACUAGGUGUGCCGAUCACGAUAGUAAUCACCAAAUCUACGGAAGGGGUGUCCACUACCACCGAACUACCUUCUGUACUUUCGGAGUUUGUUCAACCCCCUCUAAGAGAUGAAAAUGACGAGACUGUAACUGAAAAACUUAAUAGGCUGCUAAGAGAUUUGGGACUUGUCAAACAAGUGCAGAGUUUUCUGCAGGGCAUAAAAGAUACGGGCUACGAAAUUCGUGACGCGGUGAGAAGGAGGACGCAGAGGGAAACUCAGAACGAUAUCGGCGGGUUGGUUACCGGGAGAAAGCUAUUUUCGAUGGAAGUACAUGCGAAAUACUCCGAAACCAAAGGGCCGUUGCAACAGUUCAGAAGAAGGACGUACAGACGAAGAUCGGGCGAAAGUUUCAAGAGGUAUUCCCGUGACAUUAACGACAACAUAAAACUUUAUCCGGGCAAGGCCAACAUGGAUCGAAUUUCGAGUGAAAAUAACGAGGAAUCGAAGGAUUUCACUGGGAGUGAGAAGAAUCGAAGGUGGAAGAAGUACGCUGGAAAUUGGGUCGAAUGGGUACCCAAUUUCGAACCUUUUUUAGAGCCCAAUUAUCAAAAUUACCAGUUUUAAGCAGUAUCGCAUCAUUUUUUACUUCGGACGACAGUCAGGGGACCAUCAGGGAUCUAGAAGAAUCAAGUAAUGAGGACGCAGAAUACGAUAACAAAAUC